Linum trigynum is the source of this 3295-nucleotide messenger RNA. NCBI's taxonomy places the organism in Eukaryota, Viridiplantae, Streptophyta, Magnoliopsida, Malpighiales, Linaceae. The record is from the annotation of a GenBank genome assembly.
AUUUAAUUAGUAUUAUAAAAAAUUAUGUCCAAAUUAAAUAAAAUUAUAUCAAAAUAUUUGUGUUAAUUAAUUAGUACUAUCUGCGUAAAAAUAAUGACCAAAUAAUCAUAAUGAAAUUAAUUGAUUUUGAAAAAAAAAUACCAAAUACUCUUUUGCCUCCCGGCCAUUGUGACCAAACUCUCGUUCCCCGAGCUCUCAUCCCCUGAGGCUGUAAAUAAAGGAGGCGUGUUAUUUGCCGCCCGUGUCUUUACUAUUUGCCACUAGUAAAUUAAACUAAAAUUACAUUUUUACCCUCCACAAUUUCUUUAUAUUCUAUUCUUUGGUUUGGUUUUUUAAACUAUCCACACUCAUCGUAGCCUCACACCACCACCCGACCACCAACCCACAAUCACCAUAGCCGUAGUCACGGCCACCGGACGGCAGCCUAAGUCGCCGGCCACCAGAGGGCAGCCGUCAAACAGCAUCGUCGGACCAGCGAAUGAGGUAAACUCCUCCUGUAACUAUUUUGCCCCGUCCGACGACGGCGAGCGGACCCUGUCCGACCGGCUCAGGCGGACCUAGUCCGAUCCCGGCGAGCGGACAGUGACCGACGCCAGCGAUAUUUUUUAUUUUUAUAUAUAUUUAUGUUAUUAUUAAUUCUAGAGCUAAUAAUUUAGAUUUAAUUUAUUGCUUUUAUUUUUAUUUUACUCAGUUAAUUCCGUAUGUAGUUUUAAUUAAGCGAUUGUGUUUUGUUGUAGCGCUAAUUAGUUUAUUAUGUUUAGAUUUAAUUCGUAGAGCUAAUUUGGUUCGAUAAUUUAUAUUUAAUUAAAUUUCUUAUCGUCAAAUUAUCGUUAUUUUGUAGAGUUAAUUAAAUUAUUGCAUUUAGUUUAAUUUUGUAGAGUCAAUUGAAGCACAAUUAAUUUAAUUAAGUGAUUGUGUUUUGUUGUAGCGCUAAUUAGUUUAUUGUGUUUAGAUUUAAUUCGUAGAGCUAAUUUGGUUUAAUAUUAUAUUUAAUUAGAUUUAUUAUUGUCAAAUUAUCGUUAUUUUGUAGAGUUCAUUAAAUUAUUGCAUUUAGUUUAAUUUUGUAGAGUUAAUUGAUUUUAGUAUUAAUUGAUUCAUUAGUUAGUUUAGUAGUGUUGAGUCAUAUAAUUUGUAUCUUUCUAACGAGUUGUAAAAUCAUAAUUGCAGGUGGACAUGGCUUACAAUGUUGAACUAAAUGGUGAUUACACAAACUAUUUUCUCAAUGGCGUCCAAUAUGACAAUUUCGAAGAUGCUAUAACAGUGACCAAAAACAUCGCGAUGUCUCUUGGGUUCUUUCUAAUUAAGGGCUCGAUGAAGCCACGUGAGUUGCGCAACAAAAGAGUAUUGGGUAUGUGUUAUAUGUAUUGCGACAGAUGCAGUAGGGAGAGGAAGUCAUACAAGCCGGAUCCUUCCAAGGAGAGUCGUGGCAAUACAAGUUCAAAAGAGUCUAAUUGCAUGUUCAAGGUUAAAAUCAAAGAACUACUUGUUGAUCCAGAUGCUCUUAGUGGAUCUUCAUUCUGGGAGAUACAAGAAGUGAGGGAGCAAGAAACCGGUUUAAGGCGAGGGUAUCACAAUCAUGAGAAGAUGCUUUAUCCGGAGGGCCACAGUCAAAUGAAGAAAUUCAGUCAGGAGGAUAAAGAAUCUCUGAAGCAGAUGAGAGAUGCUGGAGUACGUCCGUCGCAACAGAAGCAGACAAUAAAUAUGCAGAAGGGUGACAAAGGGCAUCACACCAAAAGGCAAAUGUAUAACCUCGGGUCCAAAUCUAGGAAAGACGAGUUGGGCGAGAUGAAUGCAGUGCAGUAUGCGUUGCAAGCAGCUGAACGUGAGGGUUAUUAUAUAGAGGUUAAGAAGGAAGAUAACGAUGUGCUUACCCAUCCUUUUUUUGCCCAUCCAACUUCCAUCUAGAUGUUGAAGGCUUGGUCGUACGUGAUUCUGAUCGACUCAACGUAUAAAACCAACGCGUAUAAAAUGCCGUGGGUGGAGGUCGUAGGUGCUACUCCCGUUGGGAAGAAUUUCAACAUAUGUUGUGCUCUCAUGAAGGAGGGGACAAAAGAGGCGUAUCAUUGGCUGUUGGAGUGCAUAAAACAAUUGCUUCAUCCACGCGUGCCCACUGCCAUCGUCACCGACCACGGAGGUGGACUACUUGCUACAGUUUCUUUGGUCUUCCCCCACACCCCGCAUUUGCUAUGUGUUUGGCACAUCAACACUAAUGUGCAGAAGAAUUUUUUGGAAAUAUUUGGGAAGGAUAGGAUGGAUUUGGUCAACGAGGCUUACGAUCACGGUUGGUGUCUUAUGCUUUAUUAUUGGUCCGAGCAAGGUAUGUUGGCCGCAUUUGGCCGCUUUAGGGCAAGAUGGAGCAAUUAUGAACCACGUCUGUUGCAACUUGCAAUACAUACAGGGAGUAUGGUUGCAACAUCGAGAGAAGUGGGCAGUUUGUCAUACCAAAAAUGUGUUUCAUCUAGGAAAUACGAGCACAAACAGGGUUGAGUCGUCACAUUCCGCAUUGAAAACUUUCCUCCACAACUCGCGGGGGGUCUAUGGACACUGUAUGGAAAGGAAACCACCGCUACAUUACUAACCAACUCGGGGAGGUUAGGAUGAUGUUGGAAAACUCUUGACAGAAAACCCUUUCACCUUCCGACGGUACACCCUUCACAUACUUGACAAGGAAGGUCAGCAUGUAGGCAAUUAUAUUGAUGAAGGAGGCUGAAGAAGAUUUGGCGGCCCGUUUGAAAAAAAAUGAGAACUCCCGAUGUGCUUGUCAUUUCUCUAUGACACACGGCUUGAGGUGUGGAUGUCAGGUUAUGGAUGGCAGAGCGCGAGACAUAGAGAUAUACCCAGGUGAUCUUCAUAUAUAUUGGCGGACACUGACAUAUGAGCAUCCACCCAAUGCCUAAGAGUACGUGCCCCACGAGGAUGAGGCUAAAUGUCACGUUCAGGAGUUGGUUAAUGAGGCUGUACGUAGAGGACCAGAGGCAACAAAAAAAGCAUUAAAGAACGUGUUUCGCGGACUCCAUCCAUCGGAAGACAACAUUCACUAGCCAGAAGUGAACGAAUUUAGAAGGGGACGACCGAACAAAAAAUCAAUUGAAAGAACUAAAGGGUGCUUUGAUAAGAUACUGCGUGGUAAGAAGAAAAACAUGAAAAGAAGUCGGGAAGCACAACGUCGGGGUCUACAAGGUCGACCAAUACCAAGUCCACGGGGACUCAGAUAGACGAGUACCCGUCAAACGACCAGGCAUUUGAUGAGCGUGAUGAUCCCGAAGAAAACUACAAAUACAACGGUCCUGAUACA